Molecule: messenger RNA, 960 nt
Organism: Fraxinus pennsylvanica
Lineage: Eukaryota; Viridiplantae; Streptophyta; Magnoliopsida; Lamiales; Oleaceae
Source: the annotation of a GenBank genome assembly
AUGGAUAUGCACACGUCCACCAUCUUACACCACACCACACCGGCGGGCGACGCACUUCUGUGGGCAACGCGAUAUGUGGCUAAAUCCAUGUCUGAUUGCCAAAAAAAACCAGUUAUUGACGCAGUGGCUCCUCCGGCGGGCGACGCAUUUCUCCUCUGUAUGGACGAUUAUACAAGAGAAAUGAUGGAUUUGAAAACCCUGGUUACUCGUACACUCGAGAAGAAGGGCGUUCUCGCUAAGAUCCGUGCUGAGCUAAGAGCUAGUGUGUUUGAAGCAAUCGAAGAGGAGGAUAGGGUGAUUGAGAAUGAUGAAGGUUUACCUCCGGCACUAUUGGGUAGCUGCAAUGAUUGUGCAAAAGGACUUCAUAACUCUCCUUCAGGAAGGCUUUUAACUUCAUUGAUAUGUGAAUAUUUGGAUUGGGCUCAAUUGAACCACACAUUGAAAGUCUUCGUGCCUGAGUGUAAUUUGCCAAAGGAUUCCUGGAAAACUGAAUUGCAAGAAUUUAGCAUCAAGAAUGGAUAUGAUCUUAAUAGGAAUGGAGAUGGCGCUCCUUUGCUUUUGGGUGUGCUUGAAGGCUUUUUGAAGUACGAGAAUUUAUCUCAAGGAAGGGGUACUGAUAGGAGAUUAACUACUUUAGAUGCUGAAUCUCUAUCCAACUUGGAAGCUCGAAACAUUCGGAGACCAUCUUCAUCAACAGUUACUGGGGGUUUACCUCCACUGGGAAGGGCUGUCCCGGCUUCCCAGGCAUCUGAGCGAAGAGCUGGGUCAUCCAUGUCUGGCUAUAGGAAAAAUGAAUAUAAUUGGAGAUACAACAAUGAUGAGCUUCCAGAUGAUGUAGUUCGUGCUUCCUCUGCCUUAGAAAACCUUCAGCUGGAUAGGAAAGCUCAAAACCUAACCUCUUCUUGGCGGUAUGCUGGGGACGGAAGUUCUGAGGGAGAUAGCAGGGUAGACCAGACUUAG